Messenger RNA from Rhizophagus irregularis DAOM 181602=DAOM 197198, 1300 nucleotides. RefSeq lists its product as uncharacterized. The record is from RefSeq and is a predicted model, not a curated record. NCBI's taxonomy places the organism in Eukaryota, Fungi, Glomeromycota, Glomeromycetes, Glomerales, Glomeraceae.
GCAUACUUUGUUAUUUCCGGUUGCGUAAUAAUAAAAAAUAAAGACAUAUAAACCAUAUAAACUGCUUAUAAAUGUUAUACGAUUUUUUCUCUAAAAUGUCAUUUUCGUGCUAAUUAAAAUAAUCACAAUUAUUCCCUUGAGAAAAAUUAUAUAUUAACUAAAUCGACAAUAUGAACAAAUCACAAACAACUCCUUUGAACUCCCAAACUUAUAUGAGUCAAGCUCAAGGAAAUCAAAUGAAUAAUCAUGAAAAUACUAAAAGUUUUAACGACAUUUUUAGUAAUAAGCCCAAUGAUAUGGAUGACUUAAAGUCGAUUUCUGUUAAACGACCAUCUUUUCCUCCUUCUAUCGAUACUAAAUCUUUAGUAUCCAAUCUCUUAAAACACAAAAAUAAGAAUCCAAAAAUGCCAAAUGAAUUUUUUAUUUAUCGAGCUGCUUUAGUUAAAGAACUCAAGGCGAAUAAUUAUAAGAUUAAAAUGACAAAACUUUCAACCUUGGCAGCAGAUUCUUGGAGCCAAGAGCCACCUAUCAUUAAAUCAGCCUAUCGAAAAUUAGCACGUGAGACCGAGAGACAAUAUUUAAACGCACGUUCUUCAUUAAUGUUAAAUUCUACAACAAAGACGUUAAAUACGACAAAAGAUUCAGGACGAAAAAAGAAAAUUUUAAAUAAUCAAUUACAUACUCUUAAUUCCUCAGUAAAUUCGACCUCAAAUAAUACUUCGAACGAACAAUCGGACAGUUCCGCUAUAGCCACCACUUUAACUAAUAUUGGUGAUAUAGUCAACGUCGCAUAUCCAACUUUGACAGGAAACGAUUUCACGCUAUUAGAAGAUAAUUCAAUUUUUGGUAUGAGACCAAGAUACAAUCAAAAUACGCUAUAUUUAAUCCCUCCACAAGAUAAAAAUUUUUCUUAUAUAGAAGAUUUAUCUAUUUCGACAUAUUCAUCGGAAAAUUCUUCACCGGUUUCUGAUUAUUCUCAUUAUUGGUCUAAUCCGUCUUCUCCUUCAACUUCGACUUUACCUAUAAGUUCGACAAACACAAACGAAUUAAAAGUUAAUAAUAAUUUCUUCGCUCCCUUGUCUACUUCAAUCUAUGAAUUGGGAGAAUAUUAUAACACUUUAACGAUUAACGAUAUAAAUUAUCCGCAAUUUUAUGAACAAUAAAUACGUAUAUAAUUAAGUAGGUAAAAUUAUUAGGCAUAAAAUAAGGAAAUAUGAUUAAAUUGUAAAAUAAUUUCGUAAUAAUAAUGUUUUAUUCAAAAUAAUGUAUAAUAAAAAUGAUGCAAAGAUUUUUCGUGACG